Molecule: messenger RNA, 1026 nt
Organism: Syzygium oleosum
Lineage: Eukaryota; Viridiplantae; Streptophyta; Magnoliopsida; Myrtales; Myrtaceae
Product: 40S ribosomal protein S3a-like
Exons: 8
Coding region: 22-807 (261 amino acids)
Biological process (GO): translation
Cellular component (GO): cytosol; ribosome
Molecular function (GO): structural constituent of ribosome
Source: RefSeq, a predicted model, not a curated record
AGGGUUUGCAAACUUCCAGCCAUGGCCGUCGGGAAGAACAAGCGGAUCUCGAAGGGCAAGAAGGGUGGGAAGAAGAAGGCGGUUGAUCCGUUCGCGAAGAAGGACUGGUACGAUAUCAAGGCGCCCUCUGUGUUCACCGUCAAGAACGUGGGCAAAACGCUUGUUUCUCGUACGCAGGGUACAAAGAUUGCUUCAGAAGGUCUCAAGCAUAGAGUGUUUGAGAUAUCGCUUGCUGACCUUCAAGGUGAUGAGGACCAUGCGUACAGGAAAAUCCGUUUGAGAUCUGAAGAUGUCCAGGGUAGAAAUGUCCUGACUAAUUUCUGGGGCAUGGACUUUACAACUGACAAGCUGAGGUCCCUGGUGAGGAAAUGGCAAACUUUGAUCGAAGCCCAUGUUGAUGUCAAGACGACAGAUAAUUACACAUUGAGGAUGUUCUGUAUUGGCUUCACUAAGAGACGGCCUAACCAAGUCAAGAGGACCUGCUAUGCUCAGUCUAGCCAGAUUAGACAGAUACGUAGAAAGAUGAGGGAAAUCAUGGUAAACCAGGCAACAUCUUGUGAUUUGAAAGAGUUGGUCCGCAAGUUCAUUCCAGAAUCAAUUGGAAAGGAGAUUGAGAAGGCAACAUCAAGCAUCUAUCCCCUACAGAACGUGUUCAUCCGGAAAGUGAAGAUCUUGAAGGCUCCUAAGUUUGACCUUGGGAAGUUGAUGGAGGUCCAUGGAGAUUAUUCGGAAGAUGUUGGUGUGAAGCUGGACAGGCCAGCUGAUGAAACAGUGGCAGAGGUGACUACCGAGGUUGUUGGAGCUUGAAUGUAGAGUUAAUGAGAUGCUGAGAAUGUGUCUUAUUUGUGAGAGUUACCUUGAUCAUUUCCAUUUGAAGGGAGGUUUUAUUUGUGAACCUGCCGAAAAUUUUCUUUUAAGCACCUUAUGACUGUUGUUUCAUCAAGGAAGAGAAGACAAUUUUGUUCUUUAAUUUUGUAGACACCCUUAGAUUUUUGUUCUCAGCCAUCUAAAUUAUGGCUGUUUAUC